AUGACAAAAAGUACAUCUGGAGACCCUGUAAUUGAUAAAGUAUGCGAAAAAUGUGGUCAUGACAAGAUGAGCUUCGCUUGUAGACAGACAAGGUCAGCCGAUGAAGGUCAGACAGUUUUCUAUACAUGCUUGAACUGUAAAAACAACCUUAUUGAAAAUGCUUAA
Messenger RNA from Dracunculus medinensis (Guinea worm), 165 nucleotides. Lineage: Eukaryota; Metazoa; Nematoda; Chromadorea; Rhabditida; Dracunculidae. The record is from the annotation of a GenBank genome assembly.